AUGUCCGGUAAUGGAAAUGGCUGGACACCUCUAUCCAUGGACAUGGAUCUGAAAUACACAAUGCUUAGUUGCGGGAUACCAAAAGGACCAACUACUACCAAGAAACGUAGAGUCUCUCAACAACUUGCUAUCGCUCGCACUCAAUUGGAUGUACUUCGAGUACUGAAAGAAGAAGGUCUACCACGAGUCGAUGCGAGAGAUUCCAAAACGUACGCUACAGCUUUGAUUCUAGCAGCCAAAAGAGGUCAUACGAACAAUGUACGCAGUCUAUUGGACCGAGGCGUCUCCGUUGAUGCUCAAAACUUGGAGGGAGAUACUGCACUGCGAGUGGCCGCUACAGUCGGGCAGCUGGAAAUUGUUGAACUGCUGCUGAAUGCUGGGGCUGCAAUGGAUCGCACGGAUCGGAACCAUUGGACACCCUUGAUGCUGGCAACACUUGAAGGACAUGAGGAUAUUGUACAGAGUUUCAUUAGUCGCGGUGCUUCACUAGAGACACAAAAUGCCAAAGGAGAGACAGCUUUGAGCAUUGCGACACAAUGGGAUCGAUUAGCCAUUGCUCAACUACUACUGAAUGCUGGUGCCAAUGUGGAUACGACGGAUACGGAAGGAAUGACACCACUGAUGUACAGCUCGAGGAACGGACAACUUGCACUGGUAGAACUUUUAGGGACAAGACAAGCGAGGCUAGAACUAUUGAGUAAGUCUGGUCUUUCAGCUCUUCAUCUUGCAGCUGGUGAUGGUCAAUUGGAAAUUGUGCGGGAGCUACUGGGUGCUGGAGCAGACUCUACAGCACGUGAUCAAGUCAACGGCUUGACAUCGCUCAUGUAUGCAGCAGUCCACGGCCACACCUGUAUCGUUGCAGAGCUGAUACCGUUGUCCUUCCAGCAGGAUGUGGACGCUAUUGAGAUCAAGAGCAAGAAAGGGUGCACGGCGCUGUACUUGGCAGCAGUAAAACGGCAUAAAGCUGUGUGUGAGCUACUGCUGGAUGUAGGCGGAGCUGCAGCGGACACUGCAGAUUGGAGAGGAGAUACACCACUUAUGGCUGCUGCUAAGCGCGGAUUCGUGGACAUAGUUCAACUGCUACUGAGUCGUGGGGCGAACGUCGAAGCUGAUAAUAGCGAUGGUAAUCGAGCGUUAGAGCUCGCAGCUCGGAAUGGACAAGCGGUUGUCGUGAAACUCUUACUGGAAAAUGGAGCCUUUGUUGAUGCUCCUAAUCGUACGCGUGGAUACACGGCAUUGUCCACUGCAGCUCUGCGUGGUCGAGUCGAGGCCGUUCACGUGCUUUUGAGUCACGGAGCGAAUAGAAAUGCUCAAAGCUGUAAUGGCGAUACCCCGCUACUUCUUGCAGCUACCCAAGGACAUCUUGAAGUUGUACGUGCACUACUUAGCAAUGGUGCAUUACCAAACAUAAAGAACGCAAUAGGAGAGACACCGUUGUCACAGGCGGUAGCUGGAGGUUAUGUGGAAAUUUCAGCGCUCUUACGAAUAGCUGCUGAACUUCGAAAUCGAGGAGCUCUUACUUCUGGACAAGUUCGACAAGAUUCCAGAUCUAACCAAAACUUUCGAGGCAUAUCAGUAAAUGCAUUCGACCAGUUUUUGAGUCUCCCGAAAGACUGUGGACUACCAACGCAUUGA
Molecule: messenger RNA, 1635 nt
Organism: Peronospora farinosa
Lineage: Eukaryota; Oomycota; Peronosporomycetes; Peronosporales; Peronosporaceae
Source: the annotation of a GenBank genome assembly